This is a messenger RNA of Anoplopoma fimbria (sablefish), 2732 nucleotides long. RefSeq names its product putative cytochrome P450 120. The transcript has 13 exons. Bases 103 to 1383 code for a protein of 426 amino acids. Gene Ontology annotation, molecular function: monooxygenase activity; iron ion binding; heme binding. The record is from RefSeq and is a predicted model, not a curated record. Gene Ontology annotation, biological process: sterol metabolic process. Lineage: Eukaryota; Metazoa; Chordata; Actinopteri; Perciformes; Anoplopomatidae.
CAGAAGUAAAACUGCAGUAGUAGUAAUAAAAAAAGAACAAACAGUAAGGCAUUCUGUGCAGACACAUUGGAAUUUGACACACAGCGAAAGUGCGUCUCCCGAAUGGCUAAACUACCAGGAAAUGCCGGAGUGUCGGUGCUCGGUGACAAGUCUCUGGAGUUCUACCGGGACCCGGUGAGUUUCUGUCAGCAGAGGAUCGAGAAGCACCGGAGCAGAGUGUUUCAAUGCCGCAUGCUGAACAGGCCGACCACCUUCAUCUGCUCCGUGAAGGGGAUGAGGGAGCUGCUGUGUGAGAAGUCCAACUUGUUUCUGAAGGAUCCAACUGACUUGAUGACCAACAUGUAUGGUGACACCGUUGUCACCACUAAUGGUGAGGAGGCAUGUCUUCUCCGUCUUUCUCUCACCAGCCUGUUCACAGGAAGUUGUUUGAAGUCAUCUAAUGAUUAUAUCACCAGUGUAUGUGAGCGCUGUCUGAAGGACCUCUCUCUCAGUGGCCGGCCACAGUGUGUGUAUUCUGCCUUUAAACGUUUAGGGACAGAGUUGGUGUUGGGCCUUUUUCUGAACGUACGGGCAGAAGAGCAACCCAAGGUUUUCCAGGAAAUCAUGCAGCUCUGCACCCAGCACUGGCAUGGUCUGAUCUCUGCCCCGGUCAACGUGAAAGUUCCUCUGUGGUCGUCGGGUUUCUCCACUGCUCUGGACGCCAGAGACAAACUGAUGGACAUCAUCAAAGACAAACUGGAGAAUGACACACAGGGUUUUGUCGGCUCCCUCCGUUCUUUGCCGCUGCCCGACUCUAGUUCAGCCCCCCAGCAUCUCCUGCUGUUCAUCUCAGCCCUGAUCCCCAAAGCUCUGGCAUCGCUGCUCACCUCCUUCACACUGGCACUCAGUGGAAACGAACAGAUCCGUCUGCGAGCGAUGGAAGACCCUGAUUACCUGCAAGCCGUACUGCUGGAAGUUCAGAGACUUUGGCCUCCUUUCAUUGGUGGACGCAGAGUAGCUGAUCAGGACUCCACGCUCGCAGGGUUUCAUGUCCCAAAGGAUUAUGGUGUGAUUUAUAUCAGCCACUCUGUCCACCGCGACCCAGAGGUGUUCCAGCAGCCAGACACCUUCCUGCCAGAGAGAUGGAGCGGGAGGAAUGCAGGCCAGGAGCACUUGCUGUGUUCUUUCGGCAACGGGCCCAGAAGCUGCAUUGGAACUAAACUUACCGAUGUCUUCCUUAAGGAAGCGUGCAUGUACCUGUUAAAGAACUACGAUUGGUGUUUGGACCCUGCAUCACAGGAGUCUGAGUACAAAUGGCUGCCUGUGUCUCGCCCGGCCAACCCGCCCACCAUCUCCUUUACCCGACUGGAUCAGACGCGAUCUGACAGGAGCGACACCAGCUAGGGAUACACAGUAUGUUUAGGGAUGUUCCUGCUGAUAAGUUGGGGGGAAAAAGAAAAACACAUGAGCCCAAAACAUUGUAGCUAGAGGCAAAAUAUGCAUGCCUAGAAUGCGCACAACAACCUGGAUAAUAUGUGAACACCCCCAGAGGGAAUCCAACAAACUGUGAGGCUUCCCCAUGCUGCACAUAAUACAGUUAUCGUCCUGGGGAAAGCCGAGGAGGGUGCUGUUUUUACUCUGUGUUCCUCUGCCAGAUAUAUUUGGCAGCUUUGCUUGAGGAAUCUGCAACAAAAGACAAAAUACAUGACUCAUAAUCAUUCUCUUAUUGCUGAAUCUGACGCUGCUAGACAGCAUUUUUUUGGUCUGUUUUUUAAUGAUUCAUUUAUGUCAGUUUAAAAAGAUUCACCCAACCCACAAGAUGAAACUCCUUGUCCCACUGAAUCAUUCUUGUAUAUAGAUCAGAUAUUGCUUAUAGGUAGAAUUUAGAUAAACUUCCUUUUUCCCCUGAUGGAGUUUGCUGUGAACAUAAAUUGAAAUUACGUCCAAAACUGCAGUCCUUAGAAAUUGCCUUUCCCCGACUCUGCAGUAUCAAUAUUUUAACCACAUAUAUCAAAGGGAACACACGCACAUGCACACACGCACGCACGCAGAGGUAAGCCCUCAGAUUCAAUACCUAACUGCAGACCUGUCUCCCCUACCCCUUCCACCACCUAGCAACCACCACUGCUUAGCAACAGUUCGUCAUACCGACACUGACUUUAGUAUGCAAGUCUCACACACACACACACACACACACACACACACACACACACACACACACACACACACACACACACACACACACACACACACACACACACACACACACUAACCUGUUAUUUUUGAAAGCAGUUGGCAGUGAUACACACACCAUCUGAAUCACAUGUAAAUAAAGCCAGAAGGCGUUUGAGAUUGCACGCCUACAUUUUAAAUAACCUUAGUAACCUGAAUGAUUUAUAGCACAUGAGUCAUAUACCAAACUUUAGUUUCUCUGUGUCUAUCACAUGGAACACAAAAAAUUGUUUUAAAUGUUUGUUUAUUUAAUAUUGAAGUGACACAUUUUUUACAUUAUAUAACAUAUCGUUUAUGUUUGCAUUUGUCUGUCAUAGUCAUUUAAGUGCAUAAUUGUUAAAUUACUUUUAUAUGUUGUAGUAAAAAAUGUGACAUUAUUUAGUAGAUCCAGCCUUAUUACAAGUGUUUCACUGUAGUUCCUUCUGUUUCUGUAUCAUGUCAAAUCUACAGUUGAAAUAUUAUAAUCUUGAAUGCUAGUAGUUUACAAAUUGAUCUUGGGGUUCAUCGGAUGAUUCUAGGAA